Messenger RNA from Alternaria conjuncta, 1158 nucleotides. RefSeq lists its product as uncharacterized. The record is from RefSeq and is a predicted model, not a curated record. NCBI's taxonomy places the organism in Eukaryota, Fungi, Ascomycota, Dothideomycetes, Pleosporales, Pleosporaceae. The transcript is spliced from 2 exons. Bases 1 to 1158 code for a protein of 385 amino acids.
AUGAACAACACCGCUGGUUCCUACGCGCUCGUCGGAGCUAAGGCUCCAUCUGAUUCGACUAUCGCGAAGAAGCUCAGAGAGGCAGGUGCCAUUAUCCUGGGAAAGACAAAUCCUAGCGAGUGGGGCAGCUUCCGGAUACCAUGGGACUCGAGUAACGGCUGGUCAGCGUAUGGCGGACAGACAUACGGAGCGUUCUAUCCUCAUCAAGAUCCCUCCGGUAGUUCUAGCGGAAGUGCGGUUGCAGCUUCCGAACGCAUGGACACCAUCGGCCCCAUAACCAAAACCGUCAAAGACUCCGCGUACGUUCUCCAGAGCAUCGUAGGCACCGACGUAUACGACAACUACACCUCUACUAUACCAGACAACGUCGACAAAGACUUCGUCGGCGCCUGCAAACUCACCGCACUUAAAGGUGCACGUCUAGGCGUCCCUCGCAACGUCAUCAGCCUCAUGUCCGACAACACAACAGACUCCAUGAUCGCAGCAUUCAACAACACCCUAGACAUCUUACGCUCAGCAGGCGCAUCAGUCAUCGACACCGACUUCCCAGCUGCCCAAGACUUUCUAAACGACACCCUCCUAGCCCUACAAAUCAUGUCCGCCGAUUUCGUCGUGAACAUCGAAUCCUACCUCAAACAGCUCACCCACAACCCGCACAACAUCUCCACCCUCCUCGAACUCCGAGCCUGGACACGCCAAAGCCCACUAGAAAGCUACCCAGCCAAAUCAACAGGCGUCUGGGAUUUCGCGCUGGAGAACUGGGAUAACACCACCCCAGAAUUCUGGCAGGCGUAUCAAAAAGGUCUGUACUAUGACGUCGAGGGAGGCUUGCUUGGAACGAUUAAACGGCACGGUCUUGAUGCUGUUGUUCUGCCGUCGAAGUUUUCUUGGUACUUUGCUGCUGUUGCUGGGGCGCCGGUUGUGAGUAUACCGAUGGGGGCUAUGGGGGAUGAGCAGCCGGUUUUGGUUGAUCCUGAUGGGUUGGUGGGGUCGGCGCCGGGUAUUCCGUUUGGAUUCAGUUUCUUGGGGGAGAAGUGGGGUGAUGCGAAGAUUGUUGGAUUGGCGUAUGCGAUGGAGCAGAGGACGCGCGUGAGGGGGGAGGUGAAGCCGGUUGUUAGGCCAUGGACUGAGCUGGGGGAUGUUGUUGGGAGGAAGUAG